CAGAUAUGCCUAGAAAGAAGUCUGCCACUCAGCUUGGGCUUGUUCGUUGUAGUAACUGUUCCUCUGAACUACCCGUGCGCAAACCAAGCGGCUUGUCAGCUGUGGGGAUCCUCAAAGACAACGAAUGUACCAUACUACAACUGACACAGUGCUGCUCGGUAAAGAAUAGGAAGGGGCAGUAAAGUAAACGCACGUUUUUAGAAUAAUUUGUCAAACAAUUUGCAUUUGGAUUAGCUGGAGAACAGACACUUUUCUCUCGCUUAUAACGCCGGGGAGCUCACAUCGAGACUCCGUGACAUCGUACUUUUUAAGGUGUAGUGAACAAUAAUGGGUUAUGUUUGCGGAUGAUCAAGAGGAGACUGGCGUCUUGAGCUUAUCGUCGGACACAUGAAUAUUUGCCAUGCCACUUGGGAUGGCUCUGUUCUCAGCCCUGCUCAUCCUCCUACUGAUCACCACAUCAUACACCCUCGCUGUCCGCACUUAUCCACGCUUCUCCAGAAAUGACACUUCUUUUGAGCACCUGGUCCUGCACCCGGACCCCUCUGUGGGCACAGUUUACGUGGGGGCCAGGGACCACCUCUUCCAACUGGACGGGCUAGACGGCCUGCGUCUGGAGCAUGAGGAGAGGACCGGCCCUGUGACUGAUAGUAAGGAGUGUCUUCCCCCUGUCACCGAGGCCAACUGCCCCCAGGCCCGGCACACCUCCAACCACAACAAGCUGCUCCUAGUGGACCCCUCAGCCAUGGAGCUCAUCACCUGUGGUAACGUCCACCAGGGCACCUGCCAGAAGCGCAGCCUGACCUCUGUGAAGGAGGUCUUGUUCUCUACAGAGAGGCCGGUGGAUACCCAGUAUGUGGCGGCCAACGACCCGGAGGUAUCCACAGUGGGGCUGGUGGUGGGGCCCCGAGGCGGGGAGCGGGCCGUGCUCUAUGUGGGGCGUGGUUACACAAGCAGCCAUCCGCCCAUCUCCACACGCCAUCUGGCCCACGAGCCUGUGUUCUCUUACGAGGAGACAGCCAAGCUGGCCGUGGCGGGAAGGCUCUCGGAGUACGACCACCAUUUUGUAGCCGCUUUCGCUCGCCGUGGGCAUGUGUACUUCUUGUUCUAUCGCCGUGACAUUAAGGCUGUGUCGCGGGAGUACCGUACGUAUGCUGCCCGCGUGUGUCUGGAUGACACCUCCUACUAUUCCUAUGUAGAGGUACCCCUGGUGUGUCACUCCUCUACCUCCUCCCCAGAGAGGAACUACAACCUCCUCCAGGCAGCCCAGGUGGGUCAGGGGGGUGGCAGAGAGGGGGAGAGCCUGCUGGGGGUCUUCUCCACCCGGGUCAGCUCUUCCAACGGGCCCUCCGAGGACUCCGCUCUGUGUGUGUACCCUCUGGAUGAGCUGGACAGACUCAUCGACUCCACACGAGACCUGUGCUACACACUGGAUGGCCGGGUGAUGGGAGGAGGCGAGGUGGCCUACAUAGAGUAUGAGGUCAAGUCCAGCUGUGCCAACUUACCUACGAACACCCUAAAGGCUUAUCCCUGUGGCUCUGACCACACCCCCAGUCCAAUGGCCAGCAGGGUACCCAUGGAAGCUGAGGCAGUAUUGGACAGCCCAUCUGCCCGUCUCACUGCUGUGGCUGUUGGUAUGAGGGCUGGGCACACCAUUGCCUUUUUAGGAGACUCUAAAGGGAAUUUGCACAAGGUGUUCCUAGGCUCUGGAGGCCGGGUGGAGAUGUACUCCUCCAUGCUCAUCCAGCCCAACUCGCCCAUCAGCAGUGACCUCCUGCUGGACCAGACGGAGACGCACAUCUACGUCAUGACCGGCGCAAUGGUGGAGAAGCGACCGGUGGCAGAGUGUGGAGAUCACCUGGACUGUCAGUCCUGUCUUUCAGCCCGAGACCCUUACUGUGGCUGGUGUGUUCUGGAGGGCAGGUGUGUCCAGCGUUCACAGUGCAGUCGGGGGGCUCUGCAGGGCCAGUGGCUGUGGAGCUUUGACCACCAGCAGCAGCAGUGUCUCGGUAUCCAAUCCCUGAGCCUGUACAAUAUCAGCCGUGGAGAGGAGACGGACAUUGCUGUGUCAGUGAAGGGGUUGCCCAGUCUAGUGCUAGGCGAAGCAUACAGCUGUUUCUACCAGGAUGUGGAACGUCUGGCCACUGUCACAGACAAUGGUGUGAUCUGCUCUACUCCCGACGCCAGCAGGCUGCCUCCCAUUGUCCAGGGAGAAGACUCAGUCACCAUCCCCCUGUCCCUUCGCUUCCGCAAUGUGACUGUGGCUGCUCGGGAGUUCACCUUCUUUGACUGUGGUGUGGUCCAACAGCUCUCUGGACUCAUGCCGUGCAGAGGGUGUGUAAGCAGUCGCUGGGGCUGUAACUGGUGUAUUCACCAGCACAUGUGCACCAUUAAAAUCUGUGAUGAGGGAGUCACAAUUUACAACAAACACUUCAAACCAACAUUCACUCCCCCAGCAACCAAACAAUCUGACACUCUAACUCCAACUCUCCUGGCUGCUCCAACACUCCCACCCACAGGGACAUCUAUUAGGACCACUCCCCCAGUCCUGGCCAGCACACCUGUGCCCCCAUCCACCACACCCACCACCACCACCCCCGAGCCAACCGCAGUCCCCACCACCCACUCACCAACCAUUGCCACCACCACACCCUCAACCACACUGGCCACUCAGGCUACCACUGCAACACUAGAGGUGACAACCAGUCUGCAGGCAGGGACACAGACCACCGCUGGAGAGACCUCAGUGGAUGGAGACGGGAGCCUCCCCAGGACUACUGCUGGAACAGGGGAGACGGAGCAGACAACAGUCACUAGGGUUGAGCUGCUAGACUGGCCCGAGUCUCCAGAAACUGAGGCUCCUAGUAGUACAAAUGGACUCACCGACACUGACCACACUGUGCCGGAGCCCUCCUCUGACACCACAUCAACCACUGCUAGUGGUGUCCCCCUGUCAAUGGACCUGCCCACUGGCUCUGACGGGGAUGAAGUCCCCCUGUCAAUGGACCUGCCCACUGGCUCUGACGGGGAUGAAGUCCCCCUGUUAAUGGACCUGCCCACUGGCUCUGAUGGGGAUGAAGUCCACCUGGCUCCCUCUGAAGGUACAGACUCACCCCCCUGGACAAAGGAAUGGGAGAAGGGAGAGGGAGAGUCAGAGAUGGACCCUCCAACAUCCUCUGCCACAGUGCCCUCUGGAGAUGAUGACCCAAACCAGCCCUCUCAAUCCUUUACCCUCACACCUGACCCUGACUCUUCAGCAGACUACCAGUCUGACUCCUCUGAAAUUGAUCUGCCGGACUGCCCGUGUGUGGAGAAGGUCCAGGGCUCCUCUCUUGUUCCUGUUAAUGUGGAGCGGAAGAUCACUCUGGUGGGACGCCACCUUCACCUCUUCCAGGAUGAGGAUCUGGACUAUGAGUGUGUGCUGACCAUCGAAGGGCGGUCAGUGGUGGUCGACGCGUACGUGGAGCCAGACGACACCCAGCCCUCUCUCUACUUCAUCACCUGCCAGCUACAUCAGUACGCCUAUACUGCCUUUGUGGAGGAGUACAACGCCGUGAUCAAUGUGAGGAGGAGAAACACCUUUCAGAUUGAUAGUGCGGACGACCUUCAUGUGACGUUGUUUAACUGCUCUGUGGGCCGGUCAGACUGCAGCCGGUGUCGUACAGCUGAUCAGAAGUACGGCUGUGUGUGGUGCGGGGGAGCUCGCUCCAAAUGCAGUUACCGGGACUCCUGCGCUGGUGAAAUCAAGCAGUCCUGCCCAGCACCCGUCAUCCACUUAAUGGAGCCCAUCUCUGGACCAGUAGAAGGUGGUACUGUGGUGACCAUCUCAGGCUCCAAUCUUGGACAGAAAGCUGAAGACAUCCAGAACUCUGUCACUAUAGCUGGUGUCCCCUGCACGGUCAUCAACAGUAGAUAUGAGAUCUCCUCAAGGAUUGUGUGUGAGACCACAGCCAGUGGGGGAGAGAAGAGUGGUCAGGCCUCAGUCGAGGUGAGAGGAGGAGGGCUUGGACUCUCCAGUCAAAGGUUCAGCUUCCAGGACCCGGCUUUGAUGGGGAUAGCCCCUCAGAAGGGGCCCAAGGCUGGGGGCUCAGAAUUGACCAUAAUGGGCCAGAGCCUGAAGACUGGACACCCCAGUGAGGUCAGCGUGCUUAUUGGAGGAGUCUCAUGCCUCAUCUCCUCUGAGGUCGUGGAUGACCAGAUUACAUGUAUGACAGGGGGCAGCAACAGAACUGGAGAGCAUGGAAUCACGGUCCGGUUUGGUAGAGCAGAACGCCAUCUACAGGGAGCCAUCUAUCAUUACACCUCAGAUCCUAACAUAACCAUGGCUGCACCCUCAAAAAGCUUCCUCAGUGGUGGAAGAAUGAUCCGUGUGUCUGGGCAAAACCUAGAUGUAGUGCAGGAGCCCCGAAUCCGUGUGACCCUUAGUCCUCUGGAGUCCCUUUCUCCAAGGAAGAAGAGGAGGACGAGGAGGAGCAGCAGAGAUGGAGAGAGUAGAGUGAGACGCACAGAAAUCCCACUCAAGAGGCAAAGACGGAUAGUUCCUGAGCCAGACUGUCUUGAAGAUGCACUCUGUGUGGUAAAAAAGUUUGAGACGAGUUGUGCUGUGAGCAGCUCCUCUCUGAUGCUGUGCCCUACGCCUGCCGUGGGGAUGGAGGCCCACCAUGCUCGGGUCAAGGUGGACUUCCUACUGGAUAACCUGCACUUUGACUUCAACUCUGUGGGCAGUGGAGCUUUCAGCUACGAGCUCAACCCCAGACUGUACCCACUGAACCAGAAUGACCCCAGCAAACCCUACCACCACAAACCUGGCAGCAUCAUCUCUGUGGAGGGGGAGAACCUGGACCUGGCCAUCUUUAAGGAGGAGGUGGUGGCUCUGAUUGGGGAAGGGGUAUGCUCUGUGAAAACCUUGACCCAUAACCACCUCUACUGUGAGCCUCCAUCCCAGCAGCCCUCUGUGAUGGCCAGCAAGAAGCAGGAGGGCAUGGAUUCUCUCCCCGAGUUCACUGUCCAGAUGGGGAACCUGAACUUCUCCCUGGGUAGAGUGCAGUAUGACACCCCAGGCCAGUCCACCUUCCCCCUGGAGGCCCAGGUGGGCGUAGGGGUGGGGGCUUCCAUCGUAGCUCUCAUCGUUGUCAUCAUAGUGCUCAUAUAUAGGAGGAAAAGCAAACAGGCCGUGAGGGACUACAAGAAGGUCCAGAUUCAGCUGGAGAAUCUGGAGACCAGUGUGAGGGACCGCUGCAAGAAAGAGUUCACAGACCUAAUGACUGAGAUGAUGGACUGUUCAAGUGACCUGGUGGGUUCUGGUAUUCCCUUCCUGGACUACAAGGCAUAUGCAGAGCGCAUUUUCUUUCCUGGCCACCGGGAGUCGCCACUGAGGCGAGAUUUGGACGUGCCGGAGUGCCGUAGACAGACGGUGGAGCAGGGACUGGUUCAACUGUCCAACCUCCUCAACAGCAAACUAUUCCUCACCAAGUUCAUCCACACCCUGGAGGUGCAGCGGACCUUCUCCCCUCGGGACCGGGCCUACGUGGCCUCCCUGCUCACCGUGGCCCUGCAUGGGAAGCUGGAGUACUUCACUGACAUCCUCAAGACUCUGCUAAAUGACCUGGUGGUGCAGUACGUGGCCAAGAACCCCAAACUCAUGCUCCGAAGAACUGAAUCGGUGGUCGAGAAGCUCCUGACCAACUGGAUGUCCAUUUGUCUGUUCACCUUCCUGAGGGACACUGCAGGGGAGUCCUUCUACAUGCUGUUUAGAGCCAUUAAACACCAGGUGGACAAGGGACCGGUGGACGCCGUGACAGGAAAGGCCAAGUAUACACUCAACGACAACAGGCUGCUCCGCGAGGACAUAGAGUACAAAACCUUGACGCUGAAUGUCCUCAUGCCAGCGACAGGCAACGGUGGUGUGCCCCAGACCGCUCCUGCCAAGGUGCUGGACUGUGACACCAUAACCCAGGUGAAGGAGAAGGUCCUGGAACAGGCAUGGAAGGGCAUGUCCUUCUCCCAGCGGCCCCACACAGACUCUCUCCACCUGGAGUGGCGUGCGGGCAUGGCAGGUCACCUGAUCCUGUCAGACGAGGACUUGACGUCGGUGGUGCAGGGUUCCUGGAAACGCCUCAACACCCUGCAGCACUACAAGGUUCCGGAUGGAGCCACUGUUGCACUGGUACCCCGGAACUCCAAGCACAUACACAAUGACAACCAUGACUACUUUCCUGGAGAGAAGACGCCCAUGUUGGACGAUGGGGACGAGGGAGGUGUGAAACUCUGGCACCUGGUGAAAGCCAAUGAGGAGCCAGACCUGCCCAAACACAGGCGUGGCAGUCUGAGAGAGAGGGAGAGAGAGAGGGCCAAGGCCAUCCCCGAGAUCUACCUCACACGCCUACUCUCCAUGAAGGGCACACUGCAGAAGUUUGUGGAUGACUUGUUCACAGUGAUCCUGAGCACUAACCAGCCAGUUCCCAUGGCUGUCAAGUACUUCUUUGACCUGCUGGAUGAGCAGGCUCUGCAGCACAACAUUACAGACCCUGAGACCAUCCACAUCUGGAAGACUAACAGUUUACCCCUGAGGUUCUGGAUCAACAUCUUGAAGAACCCCCAGUUCAUCUUUGAUGUUCAGGCAUCAGACCAUGUGGAUGCUGUGCUGUCUGUCAUAGCCCAGACCUUCAUGGACUCAUGUACCAUCGCAGAGCACAAGUUGGGCAGGGACUCUCCUAUCAACAAGUUGCUGUAUGCCAGAGAUAUCCCACGGUACAAGCAGAUGGUAGAGAGAUACUAUGCUGACAUCAGGCAGACCAUUUCUGCCAGUGACCAGGAAAUGAAUUCUGCUCUUGCAGAACUGUCUCGAAAUUAUGCUGGUGAGGUGAACUACCUUGUAGCCCUGCAUGAGCUGUACAAGUACAUCAACAAGUACUAUGAUCAAAUCAUCACUGCUCUAGAGGAGGACCCUACAGCUCAGAAGAUGCAGCUGGGCUACAGGCUCCAGCAGAUUGCGGCUGCCGUGGAAAAUAAAGUCACUGACCUAUGAUAACAGAGUGGCCCUGAGUCGGGACAGGCCGAGACCCUGAGGAAAAGACACCCGCUGUGAGGAGUAGUCCUAAAGGAAAAUAAUGUGUGAAAAGGAAAAAGACCUUGUGCAUACAGGGUGUGAUUUCCCUCUCUUUUUGGCAGACUGAAGGAAGUAAAGAAGGUUGAGGGGCACUCAAAGUGGUGCUCUUCUCUUUUUGCCAUAUCUGUGUAGAGUUACUGUGCGUAGAUUCUCCUGACAAGCUGCACAGGAGAUUUCCAUAGCAACCUGACUACAUUUACCCGCUGCUACUCAGUGUGUACAUACAUAGACAUUAUCCUGAGUAAAUUAGCAAAGCCCUGUUGAACUCUCUGGACUGCUGCAGAGUUUCUGCAACACAAACAACGUCUUACUGGGAUGAAAUGGAUGGAUAAAGCUUACAGGACUAAAAUUAAUUGAAUAGCACUUAUUCAAUUAUGCUAUUGUCAUUCACUUGCUAAUGCCUUCUGUUUCCCUGAAUCACUGAGCCCUGAGUCUUACUUUUCUGGUAUAACUAUCCUUUGCAGACAACGUGUGAGGUAGUAUUGUCUUCACUCAUCCUUUUCACUCCCCAUCAACGUUUUUGUCGAUCCACAAAGUUUUUCUGCUUCAUGUAGUUGAACACUAAAGAACAGACUGCUUUCAAUACAUUGUGAAAAUGUUAGGUACUCCAUGUGCUGGCUUUUAUUGUCACCCAGCUUUGACAUUCUCUAUGAUUUGAAUGUUCCUUUCCAAAAUCGGUAUAAUGUACAAAUUAUUUUAGUGCAUUUCUGAUGGUAAUUCUACGGUUCCCUAUAAUUGCAGUAGCCAAGCUGAUAUUUUCCGUUCUAAUGCUGAGAUAAUGAUAGACAUCUCUAGCUUAAACCUCCAGAGAAAUCUCAGCUAGUUAAUGUUCAAUCUGCAGAAUGUUUCCUUCUCUUAGCAGGGUGCCAGACUUCACUACACAUUAUCUGUCAAUGGCAGACUAGAAGGUGUUCUCAAAAAGGUGUAUUUUGUGAGCAGCAGGAGCUAGUAAUCAAACGCAACAAUUUCCAGAACUGAAUGCGAUCAAACAGUUUGUUUUAGAAAAUGGCUGGUUAUGUGUGACCAAUAUGACAUUUUCUGUCAACACUGUGGGAUGCGACGACUAACAAGCAACAGUUGUUCCUGUUGGCAGGUUUUUCCGACACUUGAUUAUUUAAACAAAUCACGAUUUAGCAGGGUGUGUAUCUUUUGAAUUUCGGAAGGGGGGAGAUGACAUUUGUCCUUCUGACUUAAAAGAAACUUGCAGAGGAAGGGGGGUGAAGCUAACAUUCGGCUUCCGCUCCUCAUUCUAGUAUCUUUUCUCAUACAUAUCCCCCCCCCAGAACUUGAAAGAGUAUCUGACGCAAUUACGUAAGAUUUUAGUUCUGGGUAUUCGAAAUUAGUAUAGUUGUAAAGGUUGAGCAAAAGGAGUAUGAGAUUGGCAAUAUAAUAUUGUUUAUCUCAUAAAACUUGCAGCAUGACAUGUUUUUAGUCUCAACAAUGAAUCCUUUAGCCCAAGGCCUCAUUCAUGACUGACCUUUUUUAUAACUGAAAUUAAACGGUAGCCCUAUUGUUUGAUUUUCACUAAUACAACAUUAUAACCCUCAAGCUACUGACUGGAGUCAUUUUGACACCAUAGGUAUAUUUAUCAUAGCCCAAAGGUGGUUUAUUAAAAUCUUCAAAUUUGUAAUGACUUGUUCUUAACAAAUCUAAAUCCAUGUUUUUAGUGUUUCUGUAUCAAUAUGGGGGUCAUUCCUCCAAUUCGAUGCCUUUUGGGAUGGUGUAAUUUGGUGGGAUUUUUUGUUGUUGAUUUCACCUCAUUUUAACAUUGUCAUAAAAAGCACAUGUUCAACUUAAUAAAAAACCGUGUUUUCCCAUCUCAAUAGGUUAAAUAAUUACUAUAGUAAGUGCCUAUUAAGUGCCAAAUAAAGUAACCUGGUUGACAACCGGGAGGGGCAAUUUGAGUGCAAGCUUCAACAUUUUAAAAAAAAUAUUAAAACAUUUCUAGCCUGUUUAUCUAUGGGUAACAGGGUUGACAUGUUAUGCUCGACCCAUGUGUAACUCUUUGUUGUAUGCUCACACUGCUAUGCUUUAUCUUGGCCAGGUCGCAGUUGCAAAUGAGAACUUGUUCUCAACUAGCCUACCUGAUUAAAUAAAGGUGAAAAAUAAAAAAUAAAAAUAAAAAUAUAAAUUAAAAUAAAAAUAAAAAAUAAAAUAAAAAUUCAGUUUCCCACCAGAAAAUGGCCAAAAAGAGUAGAACCAUCUCACCUGUUUUUACACUCAUUUCAUUAUCAGAUGUUCAAUGUUUCUUUUCAAACAUUGAGUUCACAUAACAGCGUUCACCUUAAAAUGAGGGACUUUUUUUUUUUUUUUACCUUUAAAAUGAAUCACUAAAUAAAUAAAUCAAUUAAAUACUUUUCAGAAAUUACUUUGUCAAAGCAACAAAAUAACCAGGGCUACUCAAUCAUGUGAGAACUUUUUGGGAAGUCACAGAUGAUGCACGGAGGGACAUGUCAAAAUGCUGCAUUUUGGCACAUUAGCAAGGCUUUAUAUAAAAAAAAAUAUGCUUUAUUGAAUUGUGCAUGUGAUCUAUAUUAAAAGGGCACUUCAUUGAACAUAAAGGUUUUUAAAAUUCAAUAUUGGUGUAAAAUUUUGCCUUAAAAUGUCAAAAGGACGCAAAAGAUACUAAUUUCGUGGAACAACCCUUGGACUAUUCAGAAAUUCAAUUCCUUUUGGGAGUUUUGACCCUAGCCAAAAACACUUAAUUUUGUCUAUAGUAAUUUGAUUUAAAAAAUGACUUUAUUUGAAUCUAGGUUUCUCUAGAGACAAAUACAAGUUAUCCAUAGGGUGGAGGGGGACCUGUAUCAGUGAUUUUGAUCCAAUACAGAUCCUCUGCAGAGAUACAUGGGGAGCUGUAACUUACUUGCCUAACAUUGUACAUUUCUUUACCAUGUAUCGUAUGACUGUACUACAAAACCAAAAUGACCUUAUUGUUGUGCAUGUAAAAAUCUGACAAUGUUUGCCAGUGGUAUAAAUACUUGAUAGAGCUGCAAUAGAGAACUCCGGUACACUCCAGCUACAUAGAGAGCUGUAUUGGUCUGUAUUCUCUGAAAAGUUGUUAUUCUAGGGCAAAUAUCCCAAAAAGUAUUUAUUUGAAUCCAGGUUUCUCUGGAGACAAAAUAUUAAGUUAUAUGUAUCAUCAGAGGGUGGAGGGGGACCUGUAUGAGUGAUAUUGACCUGCAGAGAUGGAGCAGCUUAUGUACUCGCCUAUAGUUAUAAAUCAAAUCAAUCACAUUUUAUUUGUCACAUGCUUUAUAGGCAACAGGCGUAGACUAACAGUGAAAUGCUCACUUACAGGUCCUUUUCCAACAAUGCAGUUAAAGAUUUUUUUUAAAUAGACAUGAGGAAUAAAUACACAGUGAAUAACUCAGUAAAAAUAAAGAGUAGUGGUAGCUGCAGUGUGUGUGUGUGUGUGUGGCAUCUGGGGGGGGGGGGGGGGGCAGUGUCAGUGUGUGUGCAUAGUCAGUGCAAGAGAGUUGGUAAAAACAAAGGGAAGUCCAGGUAGCCAUUUUUAAUUAGGUAUGUAGCAGUCUUGUUUAAAAGUCUUAUGACUUGGGGGUAUAAGAUGUUCAGGGUACUUUUGGUUCCAGACUUGGUGCAUUGUUACUGCUUGCCAUGCUGUAGCAAAGAGAACCGUCUGUGGCUUGGGUUGCUGGAGUCUUUGACAAUUGUUUGGGCUUUCGUCUGACAACGCCUGGUAUAGAGGUCCUGGAUGGCUAUAACUAGGUACGACCGUGUACAAAAUCUAAAUGUACCUUCGAUAUAUGCCAAUUUGCAGUCAAAACAGCUCAGAACAGUCUGUCGGUCAUAUUAAUACUUGGUAAAACUGUAAUACGGAAACCCACUACCCUCUAAAAUGAACACACAGUGCUGUGUAUUCUCUACGGUAAAUGUUACAUAAAUUCCUAUAUUCUAUAGGUGCAAGCAACUUGUGAUUAUUUUGGAUGCUAUACCAUUUGUUUUGAGGUGACUUUGGGCAUGCUUUUGAAGCAUCCUGCCAUAGCCUCUAACACUCCCAUUGUUUUACUAACAGUGAUGGUAAUGCUGUCUGUGGGCUUAGUAAAUAAAGUAAACUAAGCCAUAUAUUUGGUACAUUUCUUUCAGGAUCACUUUUUGAAGUGAAUUUAAUCAUUACUUUUCAAUAAAAUGUAGAAUAUUUAAAAUGGUGUACCGUCCCUUUAAACGGCAGUACUUUUUACCACAUAAAAUAUGACCAUUUAUAUUUUCAACAUUCUGAAAACAAAAUGAUACUAUAAUAAAAUAAUGGUAAAUAAGCUUUUUCUGUAGUAAUGUGGAUAGAAUUUGGGAGAAAAGGCUGCAAAUUGAAUGAAGGAAACAUAUGAGUUUUUACAGAAUAUGCAUUUUAACUAAUUUAGCUAAAAUAAGUGUUUUGGUCUCUUUUUUUUCAGAUUACAUUAAUUACAUGUCUAAUGUUUUAAAAAUAAAUAUGUUGCUAUUUUGCUAUGACUGUUGCUUUUUCAAAUAUAGCUUCUUCUUGGGGUAACAAUGAACCCAGAUGGUAAUCGAUGUAUGAAAAUAUUUUGGUAGCUUGAGGGUUAAAAUAUUUUUAGGUUUUAAAAUUGUAUUUAUUUAUUUAUUUUCCUGUCUGGUUGGCUGCUGGUUCGUUAUCUAUUUACGAAGACCAAAUAAUCAAUGGAAUUACAAUGAAAUCCAUUGUUUGAAAGUGAGAUCCGAUUUCAUGCAAACGCCUGUCAUAUUCUUCUUUGGUACUGAUGACAUGAAUGAAUUACACUGUUCUUUUUUAAAAUAAAUGUUUAUAAAUGCAGUAGAAGCUUUAUGUAGGCCUAUACUGGUCAUGUUUUGACUUUUGACCCUUUUUGAUUUUCAUUACUGUGUGUUUGUGGGUUGGGUAAGGGUAUACUUUACAAAAAAUCUAAGUAUCAAAAUUACGACUCGCAUUACAUUCUGGGACUACUGCUUUUUGACAUGUCAGUUUUUACAUACAUUUUUAGAUGUCAAGCUAUAAUAAGGGAAUAUCUGUUUGUUAGUAAUAUAGAGCAAGUUAUGUUGGCGAUUUUAAAGUACAUUUUUGUCAUCUCUUGCCAUGGACAUAGCAAAAGCAAUCCUUGUUUGUUUUCCUUGCUAAAUUCAAACAUUAUUUGGAUUUCCUUGUAAAUACUUUAACGAUUUGUAAGUAAGCCUACCAUUAGCUUUCUCUAACUGUUUGAUAGGUGAAAUGUAACUUAAUGUCAUGCAAUAAAAUAGUCAAAAUGUCAA
Molecule: messenger RNA, 12343 nt
Organism: Oncorhynchus kisutch (coho salmon)
Lineage: Eukaryota; Metazoa; Chordata; Actinopteri; Salmoniformes; Salmonidae
Product: plexin-B1-like
Exons: 38
Coding region: 401-7024 (2207 amino acids)
Biological process (GO): regulation of cell shape; axon extension; regulation of GTPase activity
Cellular component (GO): semaphorin receptor complex; plasma membrane
Molecular function (GO): protein binding; semaphorin receptor activity
Source: RefSeq, a predicted model, not a curated record